UUCGACUCUAUCACAUCAUGGCGGCCAAGUUGAUCGUAGCCUUGGCGUGUUUCGCUCUUUGCAAUGCCAAUCCCGUGUUUUUGAAAAGUUACUUAUUCCGUAACGGACGCGGCUAUUCGGUGGGUCAAGGUUACACCAACAACGCGGGCGGUCGAGCAACUGGCACCGCGACUAUCAAUGGAGGCGUUAUUCAGGCGUACGGAAGUGCUUCCUCUGACGAUCACAAUCAAAUGGGCAAAACCUUUGGCGUGAACUACCCUGGAGAGGCUGUAGCUAAAGCAGAAGUAUACGAUACACCAGAGGCUUAUGGAGCUGCUAAUGCGGUUGUCGAAGCACAAAACACGCCCACCUUUUACGCUGUGCCGGCCCCAGCGACCAUUGUUUCCGAACAAAACUUUGAAACGCCUAUCGAAGUAAUAUACGAACCUGGAACCAUUGGCCAGUCUGGUGUAAUUAAUGAUAACGCCGAGUCAUCAGUUACUUCGGCUAUGGCGGAAGGUACUGGAUCGGCUGAGUCUUCUGCUAAGACCCAAGGUUUUGGGAGCUAUGGUGUCACUUCAUCUAACGGUAAAACUUUCGGAUUCGGUUCCGGAUCUGCCUCUUCCAAUGUCAACAAUGGUUACGCUAAUACCGCCGCCAGAACACAAGGAUAUGGCUCAGCUUCCUCAAAAUCUGAACCCGGUCUUGGCUUGACAUCGGCUGCGUCUCGCACAAACGGUGGUUACGCAACGUCGGCGGCUAACAACGCUUUCAAUUCUGCUGUCGUUUCCGCUACCUCUCAAGGUACCGCUUCUUCUAACGCUAACAUCAAUACCGGAUCAGUCGUCGUUCCUAUUACUACAGCCGAUCUGAAAGGAGUCAGCUGGCGAUUCGGAACGGCUUACAACGUACCAACUCCCGGACAAGCUCAUGUGGCCAGCCAAGCUAACGGCGGAUCUGCUAAGUCAACCGCUCACACUGAUGGCAUUGUGACUACCGCUGAUGCGCAAGGCUACGGAUCAUCUAACGCCAACGCUAACUUACCCGGUGGAUAUAUCAAUUCAGCUGCCAACACCAACGGCUUUGGAUACGGUGCAGCAAGAUACACUGAAGGCAACCAAUAUGGAUCUGCGCACUCAACAAUUAACAAUGGUUUAGGCGUCGUAAAGACUGCAGCCAAUUCUAAUGGAUAUGGCAACGCCGACUCCCAUGCUGAUAUCAACGAACAAGGUUUUCUCUCAUCAGUUUCAAGCUCCAAUGGCCAUGGCACAGCUGCGUCUAGUGCGAAUUCCGCCCCCACUUAUGCUUUGAGGGCAGAUGGACUUCCAUACGUCUACAACCCCCAAGUAAGCGUCAACACUCAGACAUUUGGACAAGGAUCUGCUUCUGCUAGGACACAGGGGUUGAACACUGGGUACAGGGUCAUCAACUCCGCUGCCAACUCUUUUGGAUACGGGUCAGCACAAGCCAAUGCUAGCGCCUGAGGUGGGCAAUCAAGUCAUAAACAAAUAACAUCAAGACGACUUCCAAAUACGAAUAAUUCGCUGACUUGUCUUGAUGUAUUUGCUGUUUUAAAUUAUUUAUUUAAUUAAUUUAUUUCUAUUUUUAAGAUAAUUAAUUUAUUGAUGGUGUAAAA
This is a messenger RNA of Bicyclus anynana (squinting bush brown), 1615 nucleotides long. Its product is annotated as filaggrin-2-like. The record is from RefSeq and is a predicted model, not a curated record. Lineage: Eukaryota; Metazoa; Arthropoda; Insecta; Lepidoptera; Nymphalidae. The transcript is spliced from 2 exons. Bases 18 to 1463 code for a protein of 481 amino acids.